GACGCCUGUUUCCGUAUGGGGAGAGAGCAACUGCUCGAACUAUAUGAACCUGUGCUAGUCUCCAGAACAUGGAACCCAUUCGAAUGCAAGGUCCUUCUCUGAGAUCGUGCCGUAUGGUUUGUUCCACGCAAUGACUUCGAUCGAGCUCAAACGCGACAAUGCUGCUCACGCGGAAGCCCUCCCAGACAGCGCGCAAGACUCAAAUGACUUGGACUCUACCAUUCAUCAUCCCAAAGGGUGGUGGAGCUGGCGACUCAUCGCAUCCAUGGUGAUCGUCGGACUGUCAAUGGGUCUUCUUGGCUACGACAACAGUUUUGCGGCGCCCUUGGUGGCGCUGCCUCUGUUCAUCGCAAAGUACCAAGGCCCAGGAGUAUCAUUCACGGCUCGCAACCUUGACUUGAUAGUGCCAGUACCUCUCGUCGGCGCUGCGAUGGGCGCCUUUCUAGCGGCGCCUUUGAUGGAAAGGUCCGGUCGCAAGAAGACCUUUCUGCUAGCAUACUUUUUGCUCUGUGCACCUGGCUCUUUUCUCCAGCUCUUUGCCCCCAACUUGGGUGCGUUGGUCGCCGGAAGAUUUUGGAAUUGCAAUGUGCUUACCACCACGGCACCAUUAUAUCUGUCAGAACUUGUCCCGGCACAUUUCCGUGGCAGAGCGAUUGGCUUCUGCAUCGCAGGCGUCUCAGCUGUCGGAAUUAUCGCCACCACAAUUGUCUGGGCUACAGCAAAGCUCACGGAUGACCGAUCGUACCAGAUUCCACUUGGCGUUCAAGCAGCAUGUCCAGUGUUGUUCGGCAUCCUCACACUAUUCUGCCCAGAGUCUCCGUUCUGGGAACUUCAGCAUGAUAAGCACGAGUCGGCCAGGCGCACAUUGAUGGUGCUUCGCAAUGGUAAGACGGACAUUGUUGAGGCAGAGCUCUCAAUGCUGCAGAGAUCCAUCGCAAUGGAUGUAGAACGUCGAGCACAAGGUCACUUCUGGGACAUUUUCAAGCCCGCUAAUCUCGGGCGUACGCUGACAGCUGGGGCUUUGCUGUGUCUCAACCAAGUCAGUGGUCUCAUUCUUGUUUCCACCUACUCUACUGUCAUCCUGGUUCAAAGUGGCGUUGGAAAUCCGUUCCAGAUCACCGUCAUCAUCACCUGCCUACAGUUUCUCGGCACUGUUAUUGGGCCUGUCCUGGUGGACAAGGUUGGUCGCCGGCCAGUAGCACUGGUUGGAUUCUCGGUUUUGUGCAUGCUCGAUAUUGUAGCGGGGAGUUUGGCUGCGGCCGGAUUGACGACCGACGGUCAGAGGCUUGGUCUUGCGGCGAUGUUUAUUCUUUUUGGUUUCUUCAAUUCUGCUUCAUUCCAGUCGUUGGCAUUCGUCCUUCCCACGGAGAUUCCCACGACGGCUCUACGCGAGCCCACGGUGGCAUGGUCGGUGUUCUGGUCCUAUGUCACAGCCAUCAUCACGACGUUCGCGGUGCCUCAACUCACAGCUGCCGAUGCAGCGAAUCUGGGAGCCAAAACUGCAUUCAUUUUUGCGGGAUGCGUCUUCAUCACCGUUCUCUGGACAUAUUUCUACAUUCCUGAGACCAAGGCUCGCACCAUGGCCGAGAUUGACGAGAUAUAUUCACUCAAACUGCCGAUGAGACGGUGGAGGGACUACAAAUGCGAAGUGGUGAGCAUUACAGCAGCGGAACUUGGAGCUGGAAAAGACUUCUCGUAA
Exophiala xenobiotica is the source of this 1699-nucleotide messenger RNA. RefSeq lists its product as uncharacterized. Gene Ontology annotation, molecular function: carbohydrate:proton symporter activity. NCBI's taxonomy places the organism in Eukaryota, Fungi, Ascomycota, Eurotiomycetes, Chaetothyriales, Herpotrichiellaceae. The transcript is spliced from 5 exons. Gene Ontology annotation, biological process: transmembrane transport; carbohydrate transport. Gene Ontology annotation, cellular component: membrane. The record is from RefSeq and is a predicted model, not a curated record. The coding region runs from base 131 to 1699 and encodes 522 amino acids.